CAACAGACACACGAGGUGGACAGCCACGCAGUGAGUUUGGAGCAGUUGUUCUCCUCUGAUGGCGGCCCUGCAGAAACCGGGAUUCAGCCACACAGUUCUCGGCUGGCCGAUCUCAAGGGGCGUUUUGAAUGGCUGCGUCUUUGCACUCACAGCCGUCUGGAGACUGCGCGCAAACAGCUUAAAACCAAAUUGGCACAGGAGGACAGUUUUGAGAGCCUACAACGGACUGUCAGUCGCUUAAAUGAACGGCUGACUGCACUGGAAUGGAGCCUUACAGAACAGGCUGCCUACGAAAAGGUCUCCGCACCACCAGCAAAAACAGACGCGCCGGCUUUUGAUUCGAUUCCAGAGGCCCUGGAGACCAACCUGAGGAUCACACUGCCUACCAAGAUUGAAACUCUACGAUCACGCGCUGAAACCCACCUCAACGUAACUUCUCGCCUGCUUCGUACCUACCAGUCCCUAAAGGACCUCGUUGAUGGCCUAAAGUCCAGUUUCACGGAGAGAAUGGAGCAGGCAGACAUUCUGCUGGUGGGUAGUGAGAUUGCCAGACUAACCUCCGAGGAGUGGACGACCUCCCACAGACGAACCCUGGAAAUGGAAUUGGAGGCCUUCGCCGACUUGGCUGCAGAACUAAAGGACACCGGUCCAGUGAGCACGCACUUGGAGGCCACUAACUCCGCCAUCGAGUCAUUUUUGGUCUCUCUACAGGAGCUAACCGGACUGAAAACGCCCUCCUCACCCAUCCAGCUCCUGAUUGAGGGCCAGCUGACGAACCUAACCGCGGGGCUGCAACACGAUCGCAAUGAAGUUGCCCGGACAAUGGAACGCCUGCGUGACCAACUGACUCGAGGUGAUAACAGCGACUUUGAAACUCUUCUCAUCUCCUCCGGUGUUCGGAUUGAGACGGGCUUCGGCAGUGACUGUCUACCCUUUCCCAUCCAGGCGGUGCAUGAACGUUGGAGUGAGCUUAUAAACCGAGCCAUGAAUGUGCGCGGCUCGGCUGAGUCUAUGGUGGACAGUAUUCAGGAGAUGACAGCAGCCUUCGCCAGCACUGUUGAUUGGCUGAAGGAGACUAAGAAGAGACUGACGGCGAUUAUCGAGAUUCCACCACAAAUGCCUUUCGCCCUCACUGGUGGCACGGAGGCAGAGGCGGAAGCUACUGCAGACUACAUCAAUACACUUCAGCCGCCCUUCCUGGUGCACAUCUGGAGUGGUCUGCUUGAGACCCGAUCGUUUAGGUCUUCUAGGAUCUCGGUAAGUCCUCUGUUACCCUCCUUCCCCCAUGUUUGA
This is a messenger RNA of Dibothriocephalus latus, 1293 nucleotides long. The record is from the annotation of a GenBank genome assembly. Lineage: Eukaryota; Metazoa; Platyhelminthes; Cestoda; Diphyllobothriidea; Diphyllobothriidae.